Molecule: messenger RNA, 1828 nt
Organism: Elaeis guineensis (African oil palm)
Lineage: Eukaryota; Viridiplantae; Streptophyta; Magnoliopsida; Arecales; Arecaceae
Product: protein STRICTOSIDINE SYNTHASE-LIKE 3
Cellular component (GO): endomembrane system
Molecular function (GO): hydrolase activity
Source: RefSeq, a predicted model, not a curated record
CAACAACCCUUCCGAUUACUGGGGUCACUGUCCGAUGGCGGAGCGGACAAUUUUGUCCGCCCACGCCAAACCGAACGCCCUACCUACCCCGCUUGGUUGCUGCUCCUCGCCUCACUCCUGAACCCUCCAGUCUUCCACACCGCACCCACGGUCCAUAAUAUCUGGUGCCACACACUCGGGGAGAAGCACCUCGUAAUCCCCACCGGCCCUCCGCUCUCCUCACCCCCAAGGCCGGCACCCCUCCAUCACCCUACUGAAGAAACCUCUGGCGAUGCCGAUGGCGCCGGCGGGAAUCGUCCUGGCCGGAGCGUUCCUCCUGGCGGCGCUCUACUGUGGGACGGACCCUCUUGGCCACGGCUCCAUGGCCGACUUUCCAGGCUUCGAGGCCUACCCGGUGGAGCUGCCGCCGUGGUCGGAGCUCCCUACCGCGCGGGACCCUGAGGACCGGCUCCAGCGAGCGGAGGUCCGCUUCCUCGGCCAGAUCCAGGGCCCCGAGAGCGUCGCCUUCGACCCCCUCGGCCGCGGGCCCUAUACGGGGGUCGCCGACGGCCGCGUCCUCUUCUGGAACGGCCACUCCUGGUCCGACUUCGCCUACACCUCGCCCAUCAGAUCGGAGUUAUGUGACCCGAAACCAUCUGCUUUGAGUUACUUGAGAAACGAGCAUAUCUGCGGGCGACCACUAGGUCUUCGAUUUGACAAGAAAACUGGAGAUUUAUACAUUGCUGAUGCCUAUUUUGGGUUGUUGAAGGUAGGCCCAGAAGGUGGCCUGGCAACACCACUAAGCACAGAGGCAGAAGGAGUCCCGUUAAAUUUCACAAAUGAUUUAGAUAUAGAUGAGGAAGGGAAUAUUUAUUUUACUGACAGCAGCACAAAUUACCAGAGGAGGAAUUUCAUGCAACUAGUGUUCUCUGGCGAGCCUUCUGGGAGGCUUUUAAAAUAUAAUCCAGUUACAAAAGAAACAAUAGUCCUCCUUCGAAACCUUCAAUUCCCUAAUGGGGUUUCUCUUAGCAAGGAUGGAUCAUUUUUUGUCUUCUGUGAAGGAUCACGUGGCAGGUUGACUAGAUACUGGUUGAAGGGAGAAAAAGCAGGAACUUCGGAAAUUUUUGCUAUCUUACCUGGAUUCCCAGAUAAUGUGAGAACUAAUGAGAAGGGUGAAUUCUGGGUGGCAAUUCAUUGCCGCCGCACAGUCUAUGCACAUCUUAUGAGUCAGUAUACCCGAUUGAGGAAGUUUUUGCUAAAGCUUCCCAUCCCAGCAAAGUAUCAAUAUCUGAUGCAAAUUGGGGGCAGACUUCAUGCGCUGAUCAUCAAGUACAGUCCAGAUGGGGAGUUGCUGGAAAUUCUGGAGGACAGGAAAGGGAAGGUGGUUAGAGCGGUGAGUGAAGUGGAGGAGAAGGAUGGGAAGCUUUGGAUUGGAUCUGUUCUUAUGCCGUUUAUUGCUGUGUACUGAUCAUGUCCAGGUGAUAUUUUUUCCUGUUGCUGUGUAUACUGCAUCACACGGUAGUAUGCCAUUUAAUCUACUCAGCUGGACUCAUGUAGCACGUCAUAUAUAUAUAUAUAUAUGACAGAUAGGAGGAUAUUGAUAUGUCAUUUGGGAAUUUUGUGUGUGUGUGUGUGUGUGUGUGUGUUACAGAUGGGAGGAUAUUGAUAUUUCAUUUGGGAAUAGUUAUCCUACUUUUUUGUGCUUUUACCUCCUGCUGCAAAAUAAAAGCCUCCACUUACCAUAGAGACAACAGUUAUCAACCUUUGUGGAUUGGCUAGUUAUCUUACAUCCCCUCUCUCUCUGUAUGUUCUUUAAUCAGCAGCAUAAUUAUUUCUGAUUGGGCCAUAA